Molecule: messenger RNA, 2697 nt
Organism: Oncorhynchus kisutch (coho salmon)
Lineage: Eukaryota; Metazoa; Chordata; Actinopteri; Salmoniformes; Salmonidae
Product: E3 ubiquitin/ISG15 ligase TRIM25-like
Exons: 1
Coding region: 61-1686 (541 amino acids)
Molecular function (GO): zinc ion binding; protein binding
Source: RefSeq, a predicted model, not a curated record
UCUGUCUCUUCAGUGUGUGUAGAGUCCAGUGUGGAGAAUUCAAGUGAAUAAGGAAGGACCAUGCCUCUGUCUAAACCAGAGAAGCUGUUAGAACAUGAGCUCAGCUGCCCUAUCUGCCUGCAGCUCUACACGGAUCCCGUGUAUCUGCCCUGUGGCCAUAACUACUGCCUGGCCUGCAUUCAGAAGGCUACAGAUGUCAGCGGUGGAGAGAAGAGCCUGCCUCAAUGCCCUGAGUGCAGAGAAGAGUACGGCGGUACAGAGACACUGCAAAGGAACUUCAAGCUCUGCGGCAUCAUAGAAGGCUACAGGGCCGUUGCGCCAGCAGACCACCUGAAGAGAGAGCCGCUGAAGGUGCGCUGUGACCACUGCCUGGACAUAGAGACACUGGCCAUCAAGACCUGCCUAAAGUGUGAGGUGUCCCUGUGUGCCAGGCACCUGCAGCACCACACUGAGAGGGAGUCCUUCAGGACCCAUGACUUGGUGGAGCCCCAGACUGAGCUGGGCCAGAGAGGUUGUGCCAUCCACGGACGCCUGCUGGAGUACUUCUGCGCCAGCGACAUGACCUCUCUAUGCGCCAACUGCUUCAUUGAGGGCACCCACCAGAAUCAUGAUGUCCUGACGUUCGAGGCAGCCGAGGAGGAAAUGAGGCGGGCCCUGGAGAUUCAGAGCAAGGCGGUGGCCAACAGGCUGCAGCUGACCGAGACCCUGCUACAGAGGGCUGCUGAGGACCAGGGCACCUCUGAGGCUGUGGGAGACAAGCUGCUGUCCAAGUCUGUGGAUUUGAUGGACAGCAUGGUCGGCCUGGUGAGCAGGUACAAGGACAGGAUGAGCCUGCUGCUGGAAAAGGAGAGAGGCCAUCAGAGGGAGAGCUGGCAGAGUGGCCUGGGGCUUCUAGAAGAACAGCAGCAGCAGCUGAUGGAGGCCCACCAGCGCACCACUGAGGCCCUCACAGAGACAGAGAAGUGUCUGUUCAUCAACAGGUUCCUGCUAAUUGAGCCCCAGCUCAGGGAGGUCGUGACGGGUACCGUGGCCAGAGUGCCCAACAAGGUCCCUCUGAACCCCAAGCGGCUCCAGGCCAGCCUGAGGAUGGAGGACUUCAGGGCAGAGAUGGCUCGGCUCCUCCAGUCUCUCCACGUCCUGCUAAACCCUCUGGAGCUGACCUUUAACCUCAGCACAGCCCACACCAGCCUGCUGCUCUCCAACGACCUGCAGACAGUCAAAUACAGCGGUACCAAGCAGGCCUACGCUGAUAACCCAGAGAGGUUCAGUACCGCACCCCAGGUCCUGUGCUCCCAGGGCUUCACCAGUGGGGAGCACAUCUGGGUGGUGGAGGUGGGCGACCAGAGCAUGUGGUCAGUGGGCUUGUGCUACAAGAGCAUGCCCAGGAGGGGUGACCACAGCCGGCUUGGGCAUAACCCGGCCUCCUGGCGUUUGCAGUGGAAGAACAAGAAGCUGACGGCGUGCCAUGCCUCCUCAAACGUGGCGCUGGCGGAGAUGGCCAAUCAGCCACUGAGGGUGGAGGUGGCUCUGGACUAUGAGGGGGGAACACUGAUCUUCCACAGCACCAAGGACCGUCGGGAACAUCUGCACACGUUCAGGGCUGUGUUCAGAGAGGCUGUGUACCCUGCGUUCAGCAUCCUCUCCACCAGAGAACAGUCCUGGAUCACGCUACAGAGUGGAGUGUAACCCUCCCUCAGCCUACCACUUAGUCCACCUGGGCUUGACAUACAGAGUGGAGUGUAACCCUCCCUCAGCCACUUAGUCCACCUGAGUUUGAAAUGCCUUUGCUUCUGACUAACCAAAGAAAUACCUUACUGAUUAUUAUGAUUAUUACGGAUAAAUAUAUGGGUAAAAUGGGUAAAUCUACAUCUCUGUUUGAAAACAUCUAUGAAUAUUCAAAAAUGUGUUCCAUGCUAGUCCUUUAGUUGCUCCUUUUUGUUGCACAGUACAUCAUCAGUCAUGGUCAGUAUAGAUGUAUCUUGUUAUUCACAAUGAAAGGAAUGCCAGCUUCUGAUUGAGUUUGGUGCAUGGCUAGAUUCAGUAAAUAGCCAUAUCUAUGUGGUGUUAUGCUAUUUAGGUGUUUUAGAGCUGAUAUAGUGCAAAAAUAAUCUGCCAUAGUACAUGUGAAUAUCAGCUACUUUAUUUUCAAAUUUGACAGUUGUUGACAACAUGUCAAGAAAUGUGUGCGUUGUAAUUUUAUUUGAAAAUCAGUCCACUUUGGAAUCAUAAUGUACAGAAUAAACAGUUAUAUUGCUAUUGUGCUUUGCUGAUUUGUCUUUGAUUCAAGGCUUGUAUUGCUGAAUCUGCACAGUCCUUCGUUUGUUGUCAAAAUUCCAUGUCUUUGCAUCCUACAUGCACACAAACUUGUGCAUUGGCCCAACAACCUACUAUCAGGAGCUAAUACUAUGAAAGAUUUAACCUGUAUAAAUAAAAAUGAGCAACAGGAUGUAGGUCCACAGUUCAUUUUAGUUUAAGGCAAUGUUCUGUUGUAACCAGACACCAAAGAUCAUUUUUGGCAAAAGCUCUAAAACUAUGCAAAUGGUAUUCUCCAUCACUAAAUACAUUUUUAUUGAUGUAGUGGUAUUGUGUUCAAAUUAUUGUUGAUGCACUGUCUAUUUAAGCAGAUUAUAUUUGUGUACCUGUUUUUCAUAUCACUACUGUAAGUCAAAUAAAUCACAGUGUGUGCUUAUUUCAUGA